AUGAGUUCACAAGACGGUAGUCGUGCAUCGGAAGAAAAGACGGGUGAUGGGGUCUAUGUGACGAAGAAUCGGUCGUUGUUUUCCAUGUGGCUUCAUGGGAAAACCGUCCCCAGUCGUGCGCAUUCGGCAGUGGUGUUUCGAUCGGCGGAUGUGAUUCAAGAGGGUUAUUUACUUAAACAGGGUCUUCGAUUGAAAUUAUGGACGCGGCGGUAUUUUAUUUUACGACUUGAAGAACGGCAUAUGACUCUGGGAUAUUAUACGAGUAAAGACUCUUUAACUUUAUGUUCGGAAACCCCAAUUGGACCGGGACACUUGUUAGGACAGGUGAAUCUCACCAAAUUCCCACGUCGAUUGGAACUUCGAUGUGGUACGAAGGUAAUGGUCCUUGAAGCCGAAGACCAAAAAUCCUAUGAUGGCUGGAAAAAUGCUCUUCAAGAAGCCAUACGAUGGAAUCAUGCCAUGGUACCAAGUAAAGAUGGAAGUUUUGUAACGUAUGGAAAACAAGCAUCGGAAGAUUUAAAACAAGAGGAACGAAGUCGUGCGGAAGCUGCAAAAAAAUUGAGAGAAAAACAACGAGCGGAUGAAGCAGCAGCCGUGGCAAAUGCUGCGAAUAAACCCAAGUAUUUACCAGCCAAUCGACCGGGGAUUCAAUGUUUUAUGACGUCCAAUACGAGAUUUGAAAUUCCAGCGAGUUUUGAAUACGUCAAGACCAUUGGGUCGGGUGCUUAUGGUGUGGUUAUUUCAGCGGCUGAUUCAAAAUCUGGAAAAACUGUUGCUGUUAAGAACAUUCAACGAGCUUUUGAUGAUUUGACCGAUGCCAAGAGAAUUGUACGUGAGAUUAAACUCAUGCGACACUUGAAUCAUAAAUGUGUGCUCGGUGUGGAAGAUAUUUUUGAACCCAUGGCAUUAGCCAAGUUUGAAGAUGUGUACAUUGUAUCGCAGCUCAUGGCAACGGACUUGCAUCGUGUCAUUUACUCGAGACAUGCGCUUUCGGAUGAACAUAUUGCAUUCUUUAUGUAUCAAAUGUUGUGUGCAAUGAAGUACGUGCAUUCGGCCAAUGUGAUUCAUCGUGACUUGAAACCAUCGAAUGUACUGGUCAAUGCUAAUUGUGAACUCAAGAUUUGUGAUUUUGGACUGGCGAGAGGUGUUUUUCCCGAAGAGGAGCUCGAGUUGACGGAAUAUGUCGUCACGCGCUGGUACCGUGCUCCAGAAAUUAUGCUCGGGUGCAUGAAGUAUAAAUCUGAAGUGGACGUCUGGUCAAUGGGAUGCAUUUUUGCUGAGAUGAUGUCGCGCAAACCACUUUUUCCAGGACAGGACUACAUUGAUCAGCUACAUUUGAUCAUGAACGCUCUGGGUGCGCCAAGUGAGCAGGAGCUGUACUUUCCUUACCAAUGCGCGUGCACGCAAGUUUAUGAACGCUGA
Molecule: messenger RNA, 1422 nt
Organism: Peronospora farinosa
Lineage: Eukaryota; Oomycota; Peronosporomycetes; Peronosporales; Peronosporaceae
Source: the annotation of a GenBank genome assembly